Messenger RNA from Saitoella complicata NRRL Y-17804, 375 nucleotides. RefSeq lists its product as uncharacterized. The transcript is spliced from 2 exons. NCBI's taxonomy places the organism in Eukaryota, Fungi, Ascomycota, Saitoellomycetes, Saitoellales, Saitoellaceae. Bases 51 to 350 code for a protein of 99 amino acids. The record is from RefSeq and is a predicted model, not a curated record.
UGUACGUCGAAGACAAUACUCAGAUCAGAUAACAGGAAUCAACAGUCACAAUGUCAGCACCAGGGACACGGAGGCCCGCACAAGAGAGGUACAUGAGAAGGGUCCUGAAGGUCUGUCCUCAGAAUCUGAGCAUGAGACGUCUACAGCUCGCAACGCACAGUAUCACUGGAGGUAAGAAACACAGUGGUCAAUCAAGUCAUAUUAGAAGCUUUUGUGACUUUCAAGUUUUGGCUGUAUUUUGCGUCAUGUUUGCUGACUACAAUUUGGGAAGAGAUGGAGAGAAACUAGACAUUGUUUCUCUGGCAGUCAGCGGUGGGAACAGCAAAAGAAGGGGGAAUCUUUUUCUUUGAGUGAGGAGGAUAAGGUGAACUUGAA